GUUUAGAAGUGAGGAAUUUGGUUUGUAAAUUGGUCAAUUGGUAAAUUAGGCAAUUUAUCAGUGAAUAUAAGCAAGGUGGCACUUGGUGAGCAGCCUUGUGAGGGAAGUGUGAGUCUUUGGCUUGAGAGUCUUCGGCGAAAAGGCUGAGGGGAGGAGACUACGCAAUACGCUGGAGAGGGAGAGACGAAAGGAGGAGAUGUCAGGCAAGCUAAUAAAGUGCGAAGCUUGCCGUAUGUUGGAGGACAAGGACACGGCUGGUGCCUCUGGCUGCAACAAGUGUGAGCAGUGCAUCAAGGUACAGCUGAACGAAGAUGUGGAACUGGAGAAGCAAAUAGAUGUCCUCAGCGUCCAAGACGAAGCUGGGAUCGAUUUCCAAAUGGCAGCAAAGCCUUCUGAUCAUGGGAGGAGGACGGGAGGAGACGUGAAUCGGGCUGGGCCUGUGAAGGGGGCAGUGCCCCGUGUGGGUCAGGCAGCCAGCCCUACCUCCUCAGGCUCCAAGACCCGGGGAGUGGGAGCCCGGUCUGGGCCUGGCAGCCCCCACACACCAUCCAGCGUGGGAGCUCCUACAAACCCUUGUUCCACAGCCCCGGCAGCUCGGAGAGCCACCAGCUCGAGCAGCAGAGAGCCAAUGAGCUCCACCAAGAGUGCUCCGUCCCCCGGUGGGAAGGCCAGCCCAGCUCCCAGGGCAGUGGGCAAGGCCACUACCGCAGCUAAGCAGCCCAGCCGGAUCAGCGAGCAGAAGGCAGCAGAAAUUGAGAGGGAGACCUGCGGGCAGCGGGAGAACCCCGAGUGGUUCAAGUGGCGCAGUAACCGUAUCACGGCCUCCGUCGCCCACAAGGUCUCCCACAGCAAGUUCGUGAACGGAAAGAGCAACGAGGUGCCGCGGUCUUACCUCAAGUCCAUCGUGGGCCAGGGGUCCAACGUGCUGACCCCGGCCAUGAGAUGGGGCAUCGACAACGAGCCCGUCGCCCUCCAGCAGUACGAGAAGCUCAAGUCCAAGGAGAUGAAGCGAGAGGUUGAGGUCCGUCCUUGCGGCCUCUUCAUCGACCCGGCCAAGAACUGGCUGGCGGCGAGUCCCGAUGGGGUGGUGCAGGACAAGCUGACCAAGACCACGGUGGGCCUGGUGGAGGUGAAGUGCCCGUACAAACACCGGAACCACACCGUCACAGAGGCCUGCGAAGACCGAUACUUCUGCUUGGAGAACAAGGACCAUUUUCAGCUGAAGAAGAACCACACUUAUUUCACCCAAAUUCAGUGUCAGAUGGCUGUGGCGGACAUCCACAAAGCGGAUCUGGUGGUCUACACUAACCGUGAUAUUGCCAUUGUCCCCGUGGAGUUCGACCCCGACUUCUGGCAGGAAACAGUGGAGAAGCUGGAAGACUUCUAUACCAGAGCCGUCUUGCCAGAAAUACAGCAGCAAAACCCAGCCUUUGCACGGGAAGAAUAAUUCCGGAGAAACCUGCUGGGGUCCACACUUAAUAGAAACAUAGAAAAUUGAUGCAGGAGUAGGCCAUUCGGCCCUUCGAGCCAGCACUGCCAUUCAAUAUGAUCAUGGCUGAUCAUCCAAAACCAGAAUCCCAUUCCUGCUUUCUCCCCAUAUCCCUUGAUUCCGUUAGCCCUUAGAGCUAUAUGUAACUUUCUCUUGAAUAGAUGUCCUAUGACUACAUCUCCCAUACUCCUGCCAUUGGGACUUUAGGAACGAUGCUUUGAGAUUCCUCUGGAUGUAAAGUGGCUUUUGUGACAAAUUGCCGAGAGCUUUAUGAACCAUAAACGUUCACUCUGUUUCUCUCUCCACACAUGCCGCCUGACCUGUUGAGUGUUUUCAAACUUCCUCAGGUUUAUUUUACUGUAAAAUAUUCCCAAUGGUGCGCAAGGAAUUUCAAUUCUCUGGAUGACAGUAACAUUUCUUUUGCUGUGGGAGCUGGUAUAUUGAGCAGAAAUUGCCGCAGCUUCAGGCUUGUGUCAAACGCAAGGGCAAGCGUGGGAAAGCAGCCGGCGUUCAUAAGUUAUAGGAGUAGAAUUAGGCCAUUAGGCCCAUCAAGUCUACUCCAUCACUCAAUCAUUGCUGAUCUAUCUUUCCCUCUCAGCCCCAUUCUCCCCAUAACCCUGACACCCUCACCAAUCAUGAAUCUGUCAAUCUGCACCUUAAAAAUAUCCAAUGACUUGGCCUCCACAGCCGACUGUGGCAAUGAAUUCCACUGAUUCACCAUCCUCUGACUAAAGAAAUUCCUCCUCAUUUUUCUAAAAGUACAUAUUUUUUUAUUUUGAGGUUAUGGCCUCUGAUCCUAGACUCUCCCACUAGUGGAAAUAUCCUCCCCAUAUCCACUCUAUCCAGGCCUUUCACUAUUCCGUGACGUGUCACGGUGAGAUUUUGGCUACUCCAGCCUUGCCUCAGAAGUGGAUGAUACGUGGGGUGAAACCAUCUCCAUUUAAAGAGGUCAGGUUUCAAAGGUGAAAGGUACAUUACGUCUCUACCUCCUGAUCACGGAGGUAUUGGGAAUGCUGUGUCUUCAAGGUCUGAACGUUGACAAAUAUCAAUUUAAUGUGGGCUGCCUCGUGUAUAUAUAUGUACCUGGGAAACAGGGGCUGCCUGUUCAUCAUUUUUUCACAGAGACUCAUUUUUUACACAGAGUGGUGAAUCUGUGGAAUUCUCUGCCACAGAAGGUAGUUGAGACCAGUUCAUUGGCUAUAUUUAAGAGGGAGUUAGAUGUGGCCCUUGUGGCUAAAGGGAUCAGGGGGUAUGGAGGGAAGGCAGGGAUGGGAUACUGAGUUGGAUGAUCAGCCAUGAUCAUAUUGAAUGGUGGUGCAGGCUUGAAGGGUCGAAUGGCCUACUCCUGCACCUAUUUUCUAUGUUUCUAUGUCUCUUACACUGCACUAAUAACCAGAGGGAACUUCAUUUGAAACUUCAUCUGGCCAUCCUGUUGGGCCAAACAGGGAAAGCUUUGGAAUGAGUCUGGUUGGCACUUUGUCAUUAAACAAUUGUUAACUGGAGGGCGAAAACAUUGUAACUGCCUUGCUCCAAUUUUUGGUUUGUGAUUUAUGAUGUUGCCUUGAAUAAAUCCCUGCUUAGCCUGCG
Molecule: messenger RNA, 3076 nt
Organism: Leucoraja erinaceus (little skate)
Lineage: Eukaryota; Metazoa; Chordata; Chondrichthyes; Rajiformes; Rajidae
Exons: 2
Coding region: 197-1447 (416 amino acids)
Source: RefSeq, a predicted model, not a curated record